Messenger RNA from Saccostrea cuccullata (small rock oyster), 2007 nucleotides. Its product is annotated as ATP-dependent RNA helicase DDX55-like. Gene Ontology annotation, molecular function: ATP binding; nucleic acid binding. The transcript is spliced from 5 exons. Lineage: Eukaryota; Metazoa; Mollusca; Bivalvia; Ostreida; Ostreidae. Bases 30 to 1787 code for a protein of 585 amino acids. Gene Ontology annotation, cellular component: nucleolus. The record is from RefSeq and is a predicted model, not a curated record.
AGCCUUAUCCUGUUUGAAAUGCAUCAAAAAUGACAGAGAGCACGUGGAAUGAUUUACCUGUAUCUUUAAGUGAUUUUAUCCGUCAUUCACUUCGAGAUGGUGGAUUCAUAAAUCCAACACCUGUACAAGCAGCAUGUAUUCCAUUAUUUUUAAGCAACAAGGAUGUGGCAGCCGAGGCAGUGACUGGAAGUGGUAAAACUCUGGCUUUUUUAGUACCAAUUCUGGAGAUUCUGAAGAAACGAGGCGACUGGUCCAAAAAAGAAGUAGGGGCCAUCAUUAUUACCCCCACAAGAGAACUUGCUAUACAGAUAAAUGAAGUUUUGUCACAUUUCCUGAAACAUAUUUCUGAUCUGACUUCGUUACUUCUCAUUGGAGGUGAAAAUCCCAUCAAGGAUGCUGAGAAGUUUAAGGCUAAUGGUGGAAAUAUCAUCAUUGCUACACCAGGGAAGUUUGAAGCCAUGUUAGAGAAACCACAACAUGGAUUAAAUUUGACUGCGAGUGUGAGAUGUUUGGAAGUCUUGGUUUUAGAUGAAGCAGACCAGCUUCUGGAUUUGGGAUUCGAGGCCAGCAUCAACACCAUAUUAAGUUACUUACCCAAGCAACGAAGGACAGGUUUAUUUUCAGCAACCCAAACUGACGAGUUAGAAAACCUUAUCAGAGCAGGCCUCAGAAACCCAGUACGUAUUAAUGUGAAGGAAAAGAAAAAAGCCAGUGAUAAAAUUGACCAGAGAACACCCUCAACAUUAAAGAAUUUUUAUAUGACUGUAGAAAGUGAUCAGAAAUUCAAUCAGAUGAUGAAUUUUGUUCAAGCGAGGAAAAAUGAAAAAAUAAUGAUUUUCUUCAGUACAUGUGCAGGAGUGGAUUAUUUUUCUAAAGUGUUACAGACUUUGUUAAAAAACACACAGGUUUUGUGUCUCCAUGGAAAAAUGAAGAAUAAGAGAAACAAAGUGUUUGCAAAAUUCAGAAACUUAGAAAGUGGAAUAUUGGUUUGCAGUGAUGUAAUGGCUAGAGGUGUUGAUAUUCCGGAAGUGAAUUGGGUCAUACAGUACAAUCCCCCAAAAUCUGCCAACUUUUUUGUUCACAGAUGUGGCCGGACAGCCAGAAUUGGAAACACAGGAAAUGCUUUGGUGUUCCUUCUUCCUGCAGAGGAUACAUACAUUAACUUCUUGAAAAUCAAUCAGAAAGUUCUUCUAGAAAGACUGGAGCCAUGUGAAAGUGUGAAUAAUUAUUUGCCCAAAAUUCAAAAAUUUGCUCUUAAAGACCGAGCUCUGAUGGAAAAGGGAGCGAGGGCAUAUGUAUCAUUUAUACAGUUCUAUGCUAAACAUGAAUGUAGCUUGAUCUUUAGAAUCAAAGACUUAGAUUUUGGUAAACUGGCCACUGGAUAUGGACUUCUACGCAUUCCUAAGAUGCCAGAGUUGAAAGGAAAAGAUGUAUCAAACUUUAUACCAGUGGAAGCAGAUUUCAACUGUAUUGCUUACAAAGAUAAAAACAGGGAGAAACAAAGACAGUUGAAGCUUCAGUCAGAAGAAUCAAAGCCGUCAAAGUUCCGACGCCCUCCCAGAUCCCAGGCUUGGUCCAAACAGAAGGAGAGGAAGGAUCGCAAGAAGAAGAGGAGAGAACAGAAGGAGAAGUCGAGGAAGAGGAAGGCUGAAGACAUGGAGGAUGAGGAGGAGGAGGAAGAAGAUUUUCAGGAUGAUGUUAAGCUGAUGAAGAAAUUGAAGAAAGGAAAGAUUUCUAAAGAGGAAUUUGACUGUCAGUUUGCUCCUUCUGAUUGUGAUGAAGACUAAAUACAUUCGGUGGCAAGUGAUAAACUCAGCUGGGAGUUUGUUAUUUAUUUGAAGAAAACUGUAUUAAGGCUGACAAUGAAUGCACCAGUGUGUCAGGACCAAGUGUAGCAUGAAAUGAUACAUUACUAGACAUUGGACAACACAACUUGGCUUUUAUAAAGAAUGUUUUAUGCAAUAGUAAAUCCAUAUGUUAAGAAAUAAAAUAUUAAACAUGAAGGUU